CGGUUGUUUUCCGUUGCGCGGUUCGCAUCACAAAAGCGCAACACAGCUCGCGCGCGCGCGCGUACCAAUUGCGACGAGCCUUUUGUCGGAUUGUUGUUGUUUUUUUUUCCCCCGCAAAACAGUACCAACAGCAGACUAAUAUCGGUGCAUCGGAGUGAAGACAGACAAGCACACGUCACGAUGCAGCAGCAGUAGAAGUGAAGUGAAGUCCUUUUUCUUAGGGAAAGGAUAUCCUAUGUGUGGAAUAGUUGUGAAUAGUGUUUUAAAAAAUGUAUAGUGAACCAAAGUGAGAGAAAAGAAAAAAAAAAUCUACUAGCAUAAGAUCUAUGGAGUGGCGCAUCGUAAAUCGUAUGCAAAUGUGUAGCAAGUGAACCAAUGAGUACGCGACAACAGUAUAGCAUUUAAGGUUGGUGAUUAGUGUGCGCUGAAACAUAGUUUAAUUGCGACAAAUUGUAAUUGUAGUCGCGUGAUCGUUUGCAAAGUGCAACUUUACACACACACAUAAGAAAGAAGUGAGAAGUUUCAGUUCUAUCGGGUGGAAAAAAGAAAUUUCGUUACCGAAGCGCGGUUAUCCGGCAGAAACCAAAUCAAACAGAUUCGUCAUGUGCAGCAAAAAUAAUUUCAACGUUAUAAUGGAGAAAAUCAAUACGGGUAUCCCGACGUGCCCGAUCAAUUUGGCCACGUUGCGGACGCGGCUGCCCGAUCUCGGCAGCUGGAGCCUGCCCCACAUAUGCAAGGAAGCGGUCACGAGCAGCGGCGGCACCACCACACCGGAGGGCACUUCCGGUAACUACAGCAGCAACAUCACCGCCACGGCCGACGCCUUCUACCAGCCGACGGUGCCGGGUUCGCUACACACGGUCCCGGCCAACGGUACGGCCGUCACCGUACAGCCAACGGCCCAGCAACACUACCACCAGACGAAUCUGCACAAACACUACAAGGCACACAAAAAGAUGCCGGCCUUCCGUGGGCGCCGGGGCUGGUGUGGCUGUUUGCAGGAUGACGAACCACCCGAAAUCUGUGUGGUCGAAGGAGUGUUCUCCCUGCAAACACUCACACCCACCCAACCGAUGCCGGCCAUCGACGAGCUGGACAGCAAGUUCGCGGAGCUGGUCGAGGAGCUGGACCUUACCGCACCGAACAAAGCGGCCAUGAUGAGCCUACCACCGCAGAAAAAGUGGCAAAUCUACUGCUCGCGCAAAAGCCCGCUCGACAGUGGACCGAACGGUACACCGCUCCAAACAGUGCCACCCUCGCCCGAACACUACAUCGAACGGUUAAAGGAUAUGGCGGUACAGCUGAAGGCAUGCGCACCGGACGAAUCCCCGACGCACGAGUACGGUCCCAAGAUCGAGUCGCAAACAGCGCUGUUCGAUGCGCUCAAGACGGCCCUCCGUACCUCGGCACACAGCUUCGUGAUUCGGUUUAUCGAACUGCAAGGACUGCCGGCACUGCUCGAGCUGCUGCAGGUGCUCGAUAUACGGGUAGCGAACAGUCCGCUGCACACCAGCCUGAUCGGAUGUAUUAAGGCGCUGAUGAACAACUCUACCGGCCGUUCGCAUGUGCUUGCCCACCCGACCGGUAUCGAUACGAUCGCACGGUCGCUGGCGGCGGACAAUAUCAAGACAAAGAUUGCCGCACUGGAAAUACUCGGCGCAGUAUGUUUGGUGCCGGGCGGACACAAGAAGGUGCUAACCGCGAUGCUCAACUACCAGGAGUACGCGGCGGAACGGGCCCGCUUUCAGGGCAUCGUGAACGAUCUCGACCGCUCGACCGGUGCGUACCGGGAUGACGUCAACCUCAAGACGGCCAUCAUGUCGUUUAUCAACGCCGUGCUGAACUACGGCCCCGGCCAGGAGAAUCUCGAAUUUCGGUUGCAUCUGCGCUACGAGUUCCUGAUGCUUGGCAUCCAGCCCGUCAUCGACAAGCUGCGCAAGCACGAAAACGAUACACUCAACCGCCAUCUUGACUUUUUCGAGAUGGUGCGCAACGAGGACGAGAAGGAGCUGGCGCGCAAGUUCGACCACGAGCACGUGGACACCAAGAGCGCUUCGGCCAUGUUUGAUCUGAUACGCCGGAAACUAAGUCAUUCGCCGGCCUAUCCGCAUCUACUGUCGCUGUUGCAGCAUAUGCUGCUGCUGCCCCCUCCCAGCACCGGGCCGAACGCUCAGCACUGGCUACUGUUCGAUAGGGUUGUGCAGCAGUUGGUGUUGCAGCACGAGGAGCGUCCUGCCAGUGACUGUCUCGAUCCGGAUGCACCCGGUGUGGACAAACGCUCCGAAACGGGCUCGGUUGCGUCUGCAUCGCUCAAACUGCAGGAUCCGGAUGUAGCACCACUCUCGAUCGAUGUGCGCAAGAUCGUUAAGUUGCUCGUCAAGGAGGAAGAGCUGGUAGCGGCACGCACCCGGGCCGAAGAUCUGGAGCGUGAAAACUCCGAAAUCACGGCCCGACUCGCCAAAAAGGAACAGGAUCUCGACCAUCGGACGCAAGAAAAGGAAGACCUCGAAACCUCGCUGGCCCGUAUGCGUGAGCGGCUCGAGAAGGAAAGUGCCAAUCAUUCGCAGGCGGUACAGCGAGCCCUCAAUGCGGAGAUGCGCGCCGAAGAUCUGCAGCAUCGGUUUGUCAGUGAGCAGCAGGAACGGCUCCGGCUGGAGCGUCUCGUCACGGAGGGUAGCAUUCCCGACGAUCAGAAGGUUGCCGGAUUGCAGGGAGCCAAUUGUAAUGGACAGGCAACGUCACCUCCACCACCACCACCACCAGGACCCUGCAAACUACCACCUCCUCCACCACCACCAAUGAUGAUGCCUGCCGCACCGCCACCACCACCCGCACCCGGUGGUUUGCCGAAAAUGGCGCCGGCCGGACCGCAGGCACCCGCCGCUCCCAAAGCGCCGGAAGCACCGAAGAAGAACGUUCCCCAGCCGGCCAACCCGCUCAAGAGUUUCAACUGGUCGAAGCUGCCCGACAGCAAGCUGCAGGGCACGGUGUGGAGCGAGCUGGACGAUACCAAGUGGUACAACAGCAUUGAGCUCGAAUCGAUCGAUAAGCUGUUCUCCGCCUACCAGAAGAACGGUGUUGCGAACGAUGGUUCGAUCGAGGAUCUACGAUUGAUCGGCAAGAACAAGGCCAAGAUUUUGUCCGUAAUUGAUGGACGACGAGCACAGAACUGUACCAUUCUGCUCAGCAAACUAAAGAUGACUGAUGAGGAGAUCUCCAAGGCUAUCUUGUCGAUGGACUCCAAUGAGCAGCUACCGAUCGACAUGGUGGAGCAAUUGCUCAAGUUUACGCCAUCGGCCGAAGAGCGUGCACUCUUGGACGAACAUUCGGAAGACAUUGACUCACUGGCACGUGCCGAUCGGUUUCUUUACGAAAUCUCAAAGAUACCUCACUACGAGCAGCGGUUGCGCAGCCUACACUACAAGAAGCGUUUCCAGGUCACCGUAAACGAUCUAGCCCCAAGGAUCGCCAGCGUUAUGGAGGCAUCGCGCGAAGUAGCUCGAUCCCGCAAGCUGCGCAAACUGCUCGAGCUAGUCCUGGCGCUCGGCAACUACAUGAACCGUGGAGCGCGUGGCAAUGCGUCCGGUUUCCGACUCGCCUCGCUCAACCGCCUGGCGGACACAAAGUCUAGUGCGGCUAAGGGCACUACGCUGCUUCACUAUCUGGUGCAAAUCAUCGAGAAGAAGUUUAAAGACAUCCUUACGCUCGAGGAAGAUCUGCCGCACGUGAAGGAAGCGUCCAAGGUGUCGCUCGGCGAGAUGGACAAAGACAUUACGAUGCUUCGUGCCGGACUGGCGGAAGUGAACCGUGAGAUCGAGUUCCAUCGGAGUAGCGGUGCAUCGCAGCCCGGUGAUCGCUUCCUGCCGGUGAUGCGUGAAUUCCACGCGCAGGCAUCGGUACGUUUUGCCGAGCUGGAGGACCAGUUUCAAGAUAUGAAAACGAGGUUUGAUCGCGCCGUUCGACUCUUUGGUGAGGAUGGUUCGGUCGUGCAGCCGGAAGAGUUCUUCGGCAUCUUCGAUGGGUUCCUGUCCGCCCUAAUGGAGGCCAAGCAGGACAAUGAGAACUUCCGGCGGCGUCAGGAAGAGGAGGAAAAGCGUGCCAAACAGGAGGCCGAGCUCAAGAAACGUACCAUUGAACGUAAAUCGAAGGAAGGUCUGCUGAAUUCGGUGGCCGGUAAGCUGGGUCUCAAGUCGAAGCACACCAACGGUACCAACGGUGGCCCGGUAACGGCGGCCGACGCAAACAACAAGGGUGAGUUCGAUGACCUCAUUUCGGCACUCAGGACGGGUGACGUGUUCGGUGAGGAUAUGGCCAAAUUUAAACGUUCGCGCAAGACGCGCCUCGGACCGAACGGGACCAACAAUACGUCGCCACCGCGCAGCCGGAACAGCAUCGGACGUGAGGACAGCCGCGAACGGACCGGUGUCGUGAACCGGCGACAGUAGACGUCAACGUGUCUCCCACUCCCUUCCAUCCGGGUUUCGGUCAGCCGCCAAUGAUAGAUAGAUGAGAGAGAAAAAGAAAACCCCCGCGGCACGGAACGGCCAGUAGAUAAAUCAAUCUCAUCGCAAACGCAUGUAACACUGAUUGCAUACAUUUUGGCGCUGUUCUGUUAUGUUGGUUGCGGUACUGAGAUGCGAUCUAGGAGAAAUCGUGCGGAAAAUCGAUUGCCUUCCGUGUCCCUAGAUUUAUCCUUGAGUACGCGACUUGGUAAUUUUCCGUUCUGUUGUACAGUGCUACCGUGCAGUUAGCUUUAAGUUUACGUUCGAUCCCUCGUACCGACAUCGAAACCAAGAGUCAUCGUUAUCAGCCUAAAAGGUCUUCCUUCUUUAACUAGAGAUAGCAAAUAGCACACACACACACAGCUGCUCGGAAAAGUCACACACCCCCGCACAUAAACCCACAAAACCUUCUCCCCCCCCCCCCCCCCCCCGGCCCUGUAUUUUCCCAGUCCAAGGUUGUUUGCGAUUCGUCGUGUAAUUAAUUUAUUUUAAUCCUUAUUGCAUGCAUUCCUACACUACUAUACUAUGAAUUGAAGCGCUAUUUGAGGAGCAAACGGAAGAAUCGAGAGAGAAUUAGCAGCACAGGAAGGUUUAGAGAUUGGAAAAGGAAAAAUAUUUGCAAAGCCGAGUCUAGUACGUUCACGAAUGUAUAACACUCUGUUCGCUUUCGCACGAGAUUACGAGAUUAUUAAAAUGGAUAUUAUGGUGGAUCGAAAAAAAAAAUAAUCAAAAAUCCUUACACUUUGGAAACAUAUUAAGCUCAUGUCGUUGGAUUUCGUUUCCCUGUUUUUCAUAGGGCCAAAAACGUCUCGCCGUGCUUCUCGUGUGCAGCAUCCCAAAUUCAGGGGAUGUAUUUUAAAUGAUCCUUUCCUUUUAUGCCACUGCGAAUAGCGAAAAAAAAAGGCUUAAAAAGAUAAGUUUUAAACCAGCCGGGCUCCAAAAUGCCUCACACCUCAAUCAUCCCGCACGCACGAAAGUCGUAGUUAUGGCAAAUGCAUGUAGUGAUUCCGCGUGCGCGAAUGAAUUCCUUAUUCUAGUAGCAAAGUGAGAUGUGGAACAGAGGAAAAGUAUAUAGAUAUAGUAAUUCCUAGCGAUCGUCUCUUCAUCCUUUCUGUGCAACGUGUAGGAGAGGUUUGUUAGGAGCAAGAAUAAGGAGGAUUCUUUCCAUUCUGUUGUUUAUCGGUUAGAGUUUUCCGCGUUAGCCCAUAGGCCCCACGAUAGUCGAUAGUGUGUGAAGUUUUAGAUAGACAAGAAGAUCACCAUCCAACAAGCACCCGGGGUGAUGGUCGAAUUUGUUUUGCACCAGCAUCAUCAUCAUCACGAUCAUCAUUACUGUACAUAUAAUCCUGGUACAUCGAUUGAUUAGCGAGCGAGAGAGAGAGAGAGAGCGAGUGAAACUAGAUCGUUUUAGCGUUACGGGGAUGGACACUGUACAGGGGGCACCGUGGAACACGACUGCACAAGAAACACUUCAAACAGGACUUUACCAGAGAUUUGGACAGCACACACACAUACACACCCAAACGCAAAACCCAAGACAGAAUCGCAAUAUUCGCUUUUGAUGUCAG
Messenger RNA from Anopheles stephensi (Asian malaria mosquito), 6070 nucleotides. It is a transcript of the gene DAAM, whose product is annotated as disheveled-associated activator of morphogenesis 1. Lineage: Eukaryota; Metazoa; Arthropoda; Insecta; Diptera; Culicidae. The coding region runs from base 603 to 4445 and encodes 1280 amino acids. The transcript has 9 exons. The record is from RefSeq and is a predicted model, not a curated record. Gene Ontology annotation, biological process: actin cytoskeleton organization; positive regulation of actin filament polymerization. Gene Ontology annotation, molecular function: small GTPase binding; actin binding.